GGCGAAAGAGAAACUUGAUGCCCAAAUUUUGCAGAGGGGACUUCAGCGACUUCGACAAUUUCAAUCAAUCGCCACUUUGAUUUUUAUACUGUUGAAUUUAACAGUUAUAACCUCAAUUAAAUCUUUAUUACUGCCUUCUUCAGUUUUUAUCCGUAUACGGAUCAGUUUUUAAACAUGUUCUCCGUCUGCAGAAGAGGUCCCGCCUCAAUAUCUAGAGCCCUUCGUGCAGUCCCUUCAACUCUUCGAAUUCCUUCAACCAGACCUUCAACCCUUUCUCUCAUUUCACAAAAGACUUCUCUGCCAGUCUUGGAGUCAAGGUGGCUACAUGUUUCCUCGGCUCCACAAUUACAAAGUGUUGCCACUCAAGAAGCUGCCGUCGUUCAAGAAAAUAAAGUCAUUAAUCGUUUCGAUGAACUCACCAAGUAUGGUUUGGUUCACCCAAAUGUUGUUAAUGAAAUCACCCAAACCAUGAAACUCGAGACCAUGACAGAGGUCCAAACUUUAACUAUUAAUCAAGCUCUACAAGGAAGUGACAUUAUUGCACAAGCACGAACUGGUACCGGAAAGACAAUUGGUUUCUUGCUUCCUACUAUCCAAAACAUCCUCGAGAAAAGUCCUGAGCUUGCAUCCCGUCAGCGUUAUUCCAGAGCAAGAGCUUCCGAUAUCCGCGCAAUCAUCAUUUCGCCUACCCGUGAAUUGGCAGAACAAAUUGCUGUUGAAGCAGUGAAGAUUACAAGAAAUACAGAUUUGAUUGUACAAGUCGCAGUCGGAGGAUCAAGCAAAAGAGAGAUGCUUAGAAAAGUUCAACGUGAGGGUUGCCAUAUCCUUGUCGGAACCCCAGGCAGACUUCAAGAUCUUUUGACAGAUGAAUAUAGUCAAGUAUCUGCUCCCGGAUUAACAACUUUGGUUCUCGAUGAAGCCGAUCGACUUCUAGAUGAUGGAUUCUCCAAGGAUAUCGAUAACAUUCAAGCGCUUUUGCCUAAACGAAAUGAAGUUGAUCGUCAAACAUUAUUAUUUUCCGCCACUGUUCCAAGAGAGGUUAUGGGUCUUGUCAGAAGACUUUUGAAACCAGAUUAUCAGUUCGUACAAACCGUUAAAGCAGGAGAUGUAGCCACACACGAGAGAAUCCCUCAAAAGAUUGUUGCUGCUACUGGAAUGGAGAACAUCAUGCCAGCAAUGGUCGAAAUUUGCAAGAAAGGAAUUGAAAAGGCUAACACUGAAGGUUCUUCUCCAUUCAAAGCUAUUGUAUACUUCAAUUCAACCGCAAACGUUCAAUUGGCUGGAGAGAUCAUGAAAGGAAUAGAUUCUCUUCAUUCGAUUGACGUUUCUGCUAUCCACGGCAAGCUCACACAAGAAAGAAGAACUAGAGUUACAGACAGAUUCCGUCGUGCCAAAUCUGCCGUUAUGUUAUCGAGUGAUGUUACAGCUAGAGGAAUGGAUUUCCCUAAUGUUACUCACGUCAUACAAGUCGGUGUACCUAGAGACAGAGAUACAUACAUCCAUCGUGUAGGACGAACUGGAAGAGGAGGCAAGGAAGGAGAAGGAUGGCUCUUAUUGACGCAAUCUGAAAUCCCAGGAGCUCGUCGAACAUUGUCCAACCUUCCAAUCACCCCUGAUCGUACACUCGAGACACCAUUUGUCGAUAUGAAAAAAGAUGCUCAACUACCAGCCACAACCGCAGAAAUCCUUAAUGAAGUCGGCCAAGCAACGAAGAGAGUUGACCGUGAAAUUAAAGUCGACGCAUACAUGGGAGCACUUGGCCAAGGUCAGAGGGGUGCAAGUCCUAGAGCGAUGAUGGAAGACUUGAACAACUGGACUAAAUUUGGUUGGGGCUGGGAGAAACCUCCUAUGGUUGGCCCUGGCCUUGCACGCAAAUUGGGAAUCGACAGAAUCCCGGGCGUUAACAUUGGACAUGAACCUCGCGAGGAUAAUGAUGAUUUUGGUGGUGGACGAGGAUUCGGAAGCAGUGGCGGAUCUAGUGGAGGAAGAGGAUUUGGAAGCAGUGGUGGAUCCAGUGGAGGAAGAGGAUUUGGAAGUAGUGGUGGAUCCAGCGGAGGAAGAGGAUUCGGUGGUGGCCGAAGUGGUGGAAGUGGAGGUGGUAAAGGAUUCGGCGGAAGAGGUGGCGGAAGAGGUGGCGGAAGCGGCGGAAGAGGAUUCGGCGGUGGUGAUAGAGGUGGCUCCAAAGGAGGAUUUGGUUCAUCAAGUUUCUAAACAAGGUUUGAUACUUGAUUGAUCUAACUAAAUCGCUUGUUUGUGUAUCAUCACCUCUUUUCCCUUUCGUUUCUUUCCCCCUUUCUUUUUUAUUCUGCCUCUGUCUCGGCUUAUUUUGUUUUACUACAUUCCUGUCAGAUUUUUCAAUGGUACGAAACCACAAAGAAAAAUGGCACAUGCAGGAUUCGGGGAGGAAGAAAACGACACUCAAAUUUAUGUCUGUACGAUACAUACAAUUCUUUGAUUCCUGAUGGAAAUUAUAGCAAAUAGAUGGGAAGGAUACAAAAAUGGGCACAGGGCGGGGAAAUGGAGCUUAGGCGUUGCUUUUUUGGGAGCGACGAAAACUGUGGUUCAUUUAGCAACCACAAAUCCCCCUAGUAUACCUACUACAUACCUCUGUAUAACUAACGAGUUGGGUGUACAAUGAGGAAAAUCUAUUGAAGUAUGGGAUGGAGAAAAGGAAAUGAAAUUUUUAUGAUGGAGAAUUGGGGAUGGAUAGAUCUGGGGAGGAGAGUGAGUGAGUGGAUGGGGAACGGAUAGGAUAGGAUAGGAUAGUCAUAUGGAUAGGCAUAAUUCUACUCUUUACUUUAUGAAUACUCUUUGAUA
Messenger RNA from Botrytis cinerea B05.10, 2817 nucleotides. RefSeq lists its product as hypothetical. The coding region runs from base 175 to 2211 and encodes 678 amino acids. Gene Ontology annotation, cellular component: mitochondrion. Gene Ontology annotation, molecular function: ATP binding; nucleic acid binding. The transcript is spliced from 2 exons. Lineage: Eukaryota; Fungi; Ascomycota; Leotiomycetes; Helotiales; Sclerotiniaceae. The record is from RefSeq and is a predicted model, not a curated record.